AUGGAGGAAGAUAGAGUUGAGGGGUCUAUAGAACAUAGUGAAGAGUUCGUAAACGAAUGUACACCAUGUAUUGGUAUGGAGUUUGAGUCAGAAGAUGUUGCGUAUCGAUUCUAUUGCGAAUACGGAAGGAUUCUAGGGUUUUGCGUUCGAAAAGACUACAUAUCAAAAAGCAAGACGGACGGUGUGACGAUUAAUAGAAAGUUUGUUUGUAGUAAGGAGGGAGUAAAAAGAGUGGAUAAACGAACUCAGACAACAUCAAUAGGUAGACUAGAGACAAGAACUAAUUGCAAAGCAUUUUUGUACAUAUCACUUGAUCGGGCUUCAUUGAAAUGGACUGUGAAAAGAAUUGAUGAGACUCACAAUCACUUGUUACAUAUUCUUGAAACUGUCCAUAUGAUGAGGAAUCAAAGAGGAUUGACUGAGUCACUAGGUAUAACUGUUGAAAUUGCCGAGGCUACCGGGUUACCUCUUAAGUUGUCACAUAAUCUCAUUAGUGCCCAAUCAGGAGGGAAGGAAAACGUUGGGUUCAUGCGAGAGGAUAUUAAAAGCUACUUGCGUGCGAAAAGAGGAAGGGAUUUACAAUAUGGUGAAGCCGGGGCUUUGUUGAGAUAUUUUCAGAAACAAACAAUUGAUAAUCCUUACUUCUUUCACGGAAUGCAAUUGGAUGUAGAUGAGAUGAUAACCAAUAUCUUUUGGGUGGACCAUGAGAUGAUAAGAGAUUAUGGGCUUUUUGGAGAUACAUUGUCUUUUGACACGACUUUUAGAACUAAUAAAGAGUUUCGACCGUUGGCUAUUUUUAUCGGCUUUAACCAUUUUUGUAUGACGGUGAUUUUUGGUGUUGCAUUGAUGUAUGAUGAAAGAAUCCCAUCAUUUGUGUGGUUAUUCAAAAAAAAUUUAGAAGCAAUGUCGGGGAAGAAGCCUUUCACAUUUUUUACCGAUCAAGAUCAAGCAAUGGCUAACGCGAUAUCUCAAGUUAUGCCGGUUGUGAAACACAGAUUGUGUACAUUUCACAUAAAUCAAAAUGCAAUGAAGCAUUUAGGCUACUUGUAUGGGAAAGAAUCCACAUUUGGUAGUGAUUUCAAUGCGUGCAUGUUUCUCUAUGAAGACAAAAAGGAAUUAGAAGAAGCUUGGAAAUCUUUGCUUGAAAGUUAUAACUUGAAAGACAAUGAGUGGAUGAACAAAACUUGGGAACUUAGAAGGAAGUGGGCACAUGUGUACAUGAAGUUGUCUUAUAAUGCAGGGAUGAGAAACACUCAACUUAGUGAGAGCUUGAAUGCCAAAUUGAAGAAACCCUUAAAGUCCAACCUCCAUCUUGAUCAAGUCUUAACACAACUUGAUAAAGUUGUUUUUGACAAGCCGUACAAUGAAAAAGAAGCGGCACACGGCUCUAGAGAAAAGAUGGUUAGAUUAAAGUAUCCAAGUUGUCCAAUGUUACUUCAUGUUUCCAAAUUGUACACUCCUCCUAUUUUCGACUUGUUCCACAAAGAGUUAGACAUCUUCCUUGGUUGUAAAGUGAUACAGUAG
This is a messenger RNA of Rhododendron vialii, 1524 nucleotides long. Its product is annotated as protein FAR1-RELATED SEQUENCE 5-like. The record is from RefSeq and is a predicted model, not a curated record. Gene Ontology annotation, biological process: regulation of DNA-templated transcription. The transcript has a single exon. Lineage: Eukaryota; Viridiplantae; Streptophyta; Magnoliopsida; Ericales; Ericaceae. Bases 1 to 1524 code for a protein of 507 amino acids.